Cydia fagiglandana is the source of this 5380-nucleotide messenger RNA. It is a transcript of the gene dlt, whose product is annotated as codanin-1. Bases 90 to 4211 code for a protein of 1373 amino acids. Lineage: Eukaryota; Metazoa; Arthropoda; Insecta; Lepidoptera; Tortricidae. Gene Ontology annotation, biological process: chromatin organization. Gene Ontology annotation, cellular component: nucleus. The record is from RefSeq and is a predicted model, not a curated record. The transcript is spliced from 16 exons.
GUAAUGAUGGCGAACUAUAUUACCGCGCAGCUUUUUCUCGAGUAAUCAUCAAAUCGAUCGCCAAAAAAAUACUUUAAGAAUAAGUAAAAAUGCCCGACGCAAUCAUAGAUAGCAUACUCACCGGAAAAUUGGGUUCUCAGCUGGUGGUUCGGUGGUUAAACAAUGAAUCACUUGAGGAUGUGCCUGAGGACUGUGUGUUACUGUGCAACAGUAGAAGCGAAUUCGUGGCUUGUUUUCUUUCUUAUUUACGGAUUCAAACUGACAGCAUAUUGCAGACGAAUAACAGUGCCUUGCAAAUACGUCAGCGGACGCCAGAUAAGGUGCUCAGUACAAGACGAAAGCAUCGCAGGUCGAUAAGCGACCCUACGAGUGAUGAUAGGACAGAUUCACUGAGUGUCAAACCAGAUCGGCGAAGCCAUGAAUCUCCAAGUAAAGAUCGUAAACGAGGCAAGAAAGUCAAGACUAAACUGUUUCAUGAAGAUCGCAAGGAAGCAUCAGUGUCUUCAGAUGAAUCCAGGUUGAGUUUAGGCAUGGAACGAAUGGUUGUGUCGAGUACACCUAUGAAGAACGGUUUAAGGCUGUCCGAGUCUCCUGUGACCACUGCCAGCCCGGUAACCCCGCAGCGGUUCACUUAUGACCGUUGUGAUACUCCACGUUUAACCCAUAGGAAGGAUAAGUCUGUAAGCUUAGGAGAUUUUAUUACGUCCGCUCAAAAAACUAAGAAACGUAAAAGCAGAAAUGCAUCUGAAGAGAACGAGAGUAAAGUAGACUUAGAUAUCAGUAACACUGAAGUGUUUCCUGAGAUUUCUAGAAAAGCCAGUUCGCUACGAUCUGAGAAACGGAGGAUAAAACCUACAAAUCUAGAUGGUUCUAUGUCUCAAAAAAGCUUUUCAUUGAACAGUUUUAAUUCCGAGUGCUUUCAGCAGCCUUCUCCGCUAGCGUUGGAAGAAAACAAUGUAUUUAAAAAUCAGAAGUUACAACCGAAGGAAUUAGCAAAUUCAUUUGAAGCGGAACGCAAUAUACUGAAGCUGGAGAGACAAAAGUUGAUGGAGAAAUUUAAUUUAAACGCAUCAACUACGACUGUCCCUGUCACACCACAAAUAAAAAUAAUAAAAAAAGACUGUAUCGAACAAACACUGAAUUACGUCAACGCUGAAUCAUCCAAGGUUGUUUUUAAGGAGAAAAUCGACUUAUUGAUCGAAUUAUAUGAUGUUCUAUUAAAAAAUAACUUAAUCUUAAGUAUUAAUUCGGAAAUCUAUUUCAUGAUAUCAAUUUUACUGUCAAAACAAGUUGAGGAAGAUUAUUUGGAGAUUGAAACAAAAUUAACCGAGAAAAAUCUAACCAAUUAUUUGCUGCAAUCUAUACAUAAUUGCACGUAUUUCGCAAUAAAAUCCCUCUGGAACUUACGGUCAAUACUUGAAGUGAUUCUUGACAAGAAUUCAUUGAAAAUACUUGGUGAAAACAAGAAGGUUCGGAGUUAUUCCGCAGACUUGGCCAAGUUUCUACUGAACUGUUACGGGUUGAAGUGUGAAGCGGAGAGUCAGGAGAAGCCACGUGCCGUAGACAAGAGAACAUCAAAUGGGAUUGUGUGUUUUAAUUUAGAGACGGAUAAUGCAGAGAACUUUCCUUCUUUACUCAGCUUUCAGAAUUUUAAGAAGCAAAGGGAUAUGUUCUAUGAGAUAUUGAGAUGGUACACAGAGAGCUCGGCGACCGGCGUCCCGCGCUCCACACUCCGCGCGCGCGUCAAGACGUUGGUCGGAGCCGGCCAUUCUCCGGCCAACCACCACCAUCUGGCCGCGCUGCUGGUCGCACACAUGCUGGCGGAGUGUCUCCACACUGAACAGGAGUCAAAGCUGAGCAAGCUGCAGCGCCGGCUGACCUGCCCCGCCGGCGACUCCCGGCUACCACACUUCACGGAGAAGGAGACCUUCUACAAGGACGUUCUCGUGAACGCGGGCAGCGAGUCGUUUCGCGCUCACGUCAGAGACGCGCUCGCCUCCGAGCUGAUCGCUCUGGACAGUACGCCCUUACAGAAUGCCAACAGCAGCGACAUAAGCCGCGAGUUCCUCCAUCUCCAGCGCAAGCUAGGCCUCCUGGCCAAGUUCCUGGGCUUCCUGGCCUCGCUGCCAUACAUCACGCUGCCGGCGGACUGCAAGUCUGUCAGCCAGGCUGCGCCGGGCGAGCCGAGGGAACGGGUGCUGCAGGCCAGCUUGAAGGCUAGGAGCUAUAGCCAACCAGCGCUCGACCUGCAGGGCCUCCUCGAGGCCGCCGUGGCCGCCGGGCGGAGCACCCUCACCGUGCCCUGGCUCGCGCACUACAUGUCCACGCUGGACCCCGCGAGCUGCCGCCUGCCGUACUACCGGCGGCUGCUCGCCACCGUGUUAUUUAUUUAUUUUUUAUUUUUUACUUAUUUCAUACAAUUUGUUCCAGGCUGGCUCUUCGACCUGCCGCACCUCCCCCCUGUCGCCUACGACCCAUCCCCCGCGGACCCCACCCCCACCCCCGCGGACAGCGUCGACAGCCUCGACCUCAUAACGGACUCGAUGCUGUUCGAGCUCUGUCCCUACCUCCGCGAGGUCAACGUCCUGCUGGCCACGUGUAAGGUCGACAGAAAGGAGACCUACCGCCACAUCACGCCGGUCAGCUUGACUGUGAACAGCGAGGAUCGUGUGCGGACCAAGGAAAAGGAACUGCAGAUGCGUCUAGAAGAAGAACUCAUCAAAUCCCAACCGUCGUCGACCCGACGAGUCCUCGAACUGACCAUAGAGCGUGUCACAGCGGCCUGCGUUCGAGACUUGACAGCUUCUGUCAACGCGGCGAGGGCUACGGCGCGGGACGGGGCCAGGAAGGCUGUGGCGGAGCGGGGAGAAGAUCUGCAAGCUCUCCUCAAAACCCUACAAGCCAUCUACACCGCCCACCUCACCCAACUGCGAGAAUCAGCUCAAAACAUUGACACAUUAUCGCGAGUCAGCGGCGCCCUAACGUCUUUACUACCACAUGCGCCUAAAGCUUUACAUUACGCGGCCGCUAGGGCAAGCAAGGCGGCCGUGCUGCGCUGGGCGAGGGACCAUUGGACUAGCACGGCCGUCUUGUGCAAAGACAUAGAAGCGGAGAUGCACAACCUCAUCACCCUCGGCGACGCAGUCAAGCCGGAGCAGAAAUCGGAACCCAAGCCGAGCGAGGCACUCGAGAAUUUCACCACGGCCGUCAGUGUGGCGUCCGCUAUUAUUCAUCUUAAGGAGCAAGUGUGCCUCCUCUUGGACUACGAGGAGCCUGCGGGCUUGAGCGCGGCGCUCGCGACGUGCGCGCGAGCAUGCGCGCCGAGCAACGUGCUCGCGCGCGGCGCCCGAGCCAUACUGCAGCUCAGUGUGGACGCCUGCGUCGUCUAUGUGAGCCGCAAACCGAAGGACGUGAACGAAGCGUUCCUGAACCAGCUGCACUCGAUCUGGAACGUGUGCUGCCCCGACAGGAAGAAGAACGAACCACAGGAACUAGACCUGCCUGAGAGACGCGACCUGUCUCCAGAACUAAGGAACUUUGAAGACGACCGCGCCCCGACACCCAUCACAAGCGACGAAGAGGACGCACCCAUUAAAGCCAAUCGCAACGUCAAGAACCUCAUAAUUGCCCCAAACUCCAACAACAUAAGCAUCAAAAUCCCCAGCCCGACUCUCAGCCCGAUCAGUCCCAUGAGUCUCAAGAGUCCGCUAAGCCCAAACUUGAAAAGUCCAACUAGCCCGAAAUUAAAAAGUCCAAAUUCUUUAAAAAGUCCUAAAAGUCCAAACGUCCGGAGUCCAAGAGCUUUAAGUCCGAAGCCAAAAGCAAAUUCGAGUGUGAAAUCAAUAAAUAGCUCAAUUUUAAGCGUAGUCGAUACUGAGAGUACAGAAAUGUUGGAAUUUUUUGAUAGAAUAUUAUGUCCGAGGAACAUAGUGCUGUUAAAUACGUCCAAGUGUAAGAGCGCUGAGGUUUGGGAAGCGCUGGCGACUGUGCUGGUGUUUUUGCUGAAGUUUGACUAUCUCAGCGAAGAUUCGCUGACGGAGCAAUGCUUGGCUGUUUACAGGCAGGAUUGGCCCCAGAGCGUCCUGGAGAGCCUAUCAACGUGUAUGAAGUCAGUAUCGUCUCGUUGGACGCGCUCCAGCGGAAAAUUCACUCUAUUUCUGGACUUCUUGGCAGAAUACUGCGGGGAUUUAGAAUUGGAACCCAUCGAGUGAGCGACACAGCGCUAUACGUGUGUAUAGUGAUGUCCCUCUGGCACACAUAUUGCGGAGAUUUAGAAACCCAUCGAGUGAGGUCUUUAUUCACGCUGCUCGAGUAUGUUACAUAAUAAUUAUUUACGAUACACGUGCGUAUUACCUAUUCGCAUGUGGCCCUUUAAAUGUUCGACGUAACUACGUAAUGUGCUUAUCAUAGCAGGGUGUCGUAAUACUCGUAAUGGAGCACCAGAUGUACUGUAAAAUAUCUUAAAUUAUUGUCAUCUCUUUUCUAAUCAUCCUAAACCUAAAACCUAAUACAAUCUAACAUAGGUACCUAAAAUCCCUUAUGACUCGUAAAUUUAGCCUUCCAUUUUAAGUAUAUUUUCAUGGUGUGCGAAAUAAUCUGUGACUCCAUCAACUUAAUUCAGAAUUCUGCCCCGUAACCCAGGGGAAAAGUGACCCACUAUUUAUAAAAACACUUAUUAUACCCAUAACAUUUCCUGAGUUCACUUGAGUAUCGUGACUCAGGGGACAUCCAAUUAUGUAAUUAAAUACAUAAUAUUUAACAAAAGUCAAAAGCCCUACUAUAUAAAACUGACACUUUACAUAUACAUAAACAAAAUUUUACAAAGCUAUAGAUAUUAAACUAUAAUUGUUAGGCAAAAUUAUGACAAAUAAAUAUUGAAUGUGACACCAAAAUUGUAUGUCUUAUUAAUACUAAGUACAUAAUGCAAACAUUAUAGAGUCGGACCAAAAAAAGUCUGUAGCGAUUUUGAUAGCCCACGCAGUACAAGUGUCAUUUUAAACGUCAAACUUCUAUGAAAUUAUGACGUAUACAUAACACUUUCACUGCAUGGGCUAUCAAAUCCGCUGCAGACUUUUCUUGGCCUAACUUUACUCUAUUGUGCGCGAAGAAAUGAAAAUAAACGUGCUAUAGUUAGACCGUAAAAAGUCUACAGUGAUUUUGAUAGCCCACGCAAUGCAAGUGUCAUUUUAAACGUCAAACUUGUAUGAAAUUAUGACGUAUAAAUAACACUUACACUGCGUGGGCUAUCAAAUCCGCUGCAGACUUUUAUUGGUGCGACUAUACAAACCUCAAUUAGCUAAUAAUAAUUUGUCUCUUUUUGUCAUUUUAUAACUAAAUCGGGCCCGUAAAGUUUUAUGAAUAAGGGGUCAUCCAUUAAUUA